Molecule: messenger RNA, 3306 nt
Organism: Closterium sp. Yama58-4
Lineage: Eukaryota; Viridiplantae; Streptophyta; Zygnematophyceae; Desmidiales; Closteriaceae
Source: the annotation of a GenBank genome assembly
AUGGCGGAAGGAGGCGAUGCAUCGCGGCGUCAGCCAGCAGAUGUAACUGGGUCGGGAAGAAACGGGUCAGAGGGGAACGGAUCAGCAGAAGAGGAGCCAAUCGCUUCGCAGGCGUUAGAGGGGGAAGCGAAGCAAGUGUCGGGUGACAAACGGGACACGCAAGUGCGGGUGGACAGUCACGGCCAGCGGCCGACGGAGGCCGCUGCUGACGAUGCUCGCGCCGCUUCUGAGUCGCCUCGAAAGGUUGUUUCUGCUGUCGACGCUGCUGCCGGCGAUGCUCAAGCGGUGCCUCGUGGCGACGCCACGUCCACCGCUGCAGCAGGCGGUGCGGCGGGCGGUCAGGGAAUUACCGCCGAUGCUGUCAUGUCGCAGCUGGCGGACAUGCGGGGCAUGAUCGCGCGCCUCAGCAAGGAGAACGAGUCUCUGCGCGCCAUAGUGGCGCUGCAGCUCUCCGCGCAUGGUGGGAACGACUCCCCUGGGAGACCAGAGAAUGUGGGCAAGGCGGGGGCAGGCGCACUCAGCGGGCGUGCAGCAGCGGGCACGGUUGGAGGGGAGGGCGCGAGGGCAGGUGGGGGUGGAACGAGCGCAGGUGAAGGCUCAGCCGGGGCAGGGGAAGGGGCAGGGGAAGGGGCAGCGGCAAGGAUGGGGUGGGGAGUGGGGGCGGCAGGGCUGAGUGGAGACGUGCUGGCGCGGAUGAUGGCGGGCGGAGCAGGGGGGGCGGGCGAGGGGGGUGCGGAGUGGGUGCGCGCGCAGCAGAUGCAGAUGCUGGCGCUGCUGCCCUACCACGCCGCUGCUGCCCAGGGUGAUGGGCAGGGGGAUGGGCAGGGUGAUGGGCAGGGGGAUGGGCAGGGUGAUGGGCAGGGGGAUGGGCAGGGUGAUGGGCAGGGGGAUGGGCAGGGGGGAGAAGGCAGUGAGGAGAAUCGCGAUGAGUGUGCUGUGGAGUCGCGGGUGGUGGGUGCUCGAGGCAGGGCGGGCGCAGGGGAGGAGCACGAGGAGGAGCACGGGGAGGAGCACGGGGAGGAGCACGGGGAGGAGCACGGGGAGGGCGUGGGUAGCAGGAGGAGGAGGAGGGGCAGUGCGAAGGGCGAGCAGGAUGGGGAGUUGGAAAUGGGGGAGGCUGGGGUGGAGGAAGUGAGGGUUGAGGAGAGGGGGCUGGGAAGAGGAGAGAGGGAAGAGCAGGGCGAGAGUGGGCAGAGCAAGGGCAAGGGGGAUGAGAGGCCGUGCAAGAGGCAGCGAGGGGAGGCGAGUGCAGGGAGCGAGGAGAAUGUGCGUGUUGUGGCGAAUGGUGGUGGCGCGUCAGAUGCCAUGGGGGUGGGCGAGGAGGGCAGAGAGCAUGCGCGCGAGGGGGGACAUGAGAGGCAGCAGGAGGUGGUGCGGGCCGGUGAGAGAGCAGACGACGCAGCCAGCCAAGGGAGCCGAGAGGGCGGCAGCAGUGCUGGUGGUGGUGAUGGUGGGGGGAAGCGAGUGUUGCCUCGAAGCCGGCUGUGCUGUGCUGCCGCUCCACCCCCUUUGAAGUGUGCGGAUGGCAGGCUAUCGGACGGGGGCCAGUGGCGCAAGUACGGGCAGAAGGUGUCAAAGGGCAACCCGUGUCCGCGCGCCUACUACCGCUGCACGGCAGCGCCCGCGUGCCCGGUGCGCAAGCAGGUGCAGCGGUGUGCGGACGACAUGGCGUUCCUCAUCGUCACCUACGAGGGCACGCACUCGCACGCGCUCGCCCCGCACGCCACCGCCAUGGCCAUGCUCACGUCGUCCGCCUCCCUCGUGUCUGCCUCGGGCUCCCACGCCCCCCUCGCCUCGCCCUCGCUCUUCGCCCCCUCCUCCGCCUCCUCCCCCGCUGCCUUCCCUGCCCACCACGUGUUUCCCCCGCCGUCGGGGCUCUUAGGAGGGGCAGCAACAGCAGGGGCGGGGACACCAGGCAGCACCACUCCCCAUGCACCCUCCGCUGCUGCUGCUGCUGCUGCUGCUGCAGCGGCGGCAGCGUUCCCCUCGGACCCGUCUCUGCUGGCGUCACCGCUUGCCACGCCCACGCUGGCGGGCACACCGUCGUCGCCGUUUGUGACGGCCACGGCUGCCCUGCCCACCGUCACGCUCGACCUCUCCACCUUGCCGCCCCACCAGCUCGCUCAGCUGGGCCUGGGGGUCACUGCAGGGGGGGCGGGCGGAGGGAGUGCCAUGGGCGCGGGAACGGGCGUUCCUUCUCCUGCUGCUGGAUCUGCUGCUGCCGCACCACCCAUGCACCCAUCAGCACUGCCAUUCACAGCCGCAGCACACACGCCUGGGGGUGCAGCUGCCACUCCCACACCUGCCAGCACCCCCACCAACACCGCUGCCACCCCCACAGGCGCCCCCUGGUGGUGGCCUGGCGCCCCUGCCCCCUCGCCUUCCUCCGCCCCGCCUUCCCCGUCUGCCCCGUUCUCUGCGCCCUCAGCGCCCGCUACCGCCCCCGUGGGCGCAUCUGCUGCGGCGCCGUCGUCUGCAGCGUCCACGCCAUCGCCCAUCCACGGCUUGCUGCUCCCCACCCCCCUCCCUGCCUCUGCCGCCCCUCCCCCUGCAUCCACCGCUGCACUCUUCUCCCCCCCCGUGGCUGCUGCUGCCCCUUCUCCUCACCUUGCCCGCCCGCCCACCCCGCCGUCUGCUGCUCGGCCCACCUCAAGUGGGGUGGCAGCAGCAGGGGAUGAGGCGCCGCCCCUCAUUCACAUUCCCCGGCGCCGCAUCGUCGGCCACUUCACACCUGAACGCCCUGCUGCUGCUGACAGCAGUGGUGGUGUCGGCACAGCAGUGGCAGGCGGCGGUGCUGCCAUCCCACAGCAGCAAGCAGUAGCGUCCGUGCACCAGCAGCAGCCACACCACCACCAGCACUCCAUGCUCCUCUCCUCCCCCUCGUUUGGCCCCUCGCUCUUCCCUGUCCUCGCUGCCUCCACUGCUGCCGCACAUGCCCCUGCCACCUGGCCAUUCUCCCCAACAGCCUCCCACUCUGCCACUGCACCAGCACCACCAACAUCUCAAGCAGCGCUGCCAGGCGCUGCAGACGCGACUCAAACGAUGCCGCCAGCACAGCAUCAAGGUGCUGCAGUGCCGCACCAACCGGCAGCACCGAGUGCAUUGCUGCUGUCGCCAGGCAACGCUGCAUCGCUGCUGCCCUCCCCCCUCGCCGCUCCCAUGACCCCAGCACCAUCUCCUCUUGGCUUCUCGCACCUCUUUCAACCGCCCUCCACCACUCCUCUCGAUCUCUUCCCACAGGUGGCUGCUGGGAAGGAUCCGUCCAGCUCGCCCAGCUUUCACUCCAACACACAUCGAUCCUGCUGA